Xyrauchen texanus (razorback sucker) is the source of this 1567-nucleotide messenger RNA. Its product is annotated as keratin, type I cytoskeletal 19-like. Gene Ontology annotation, molecular function: structural molecule activity. The record is from RefSeq and is a predicted model, not a curated record. NCBI's taxonomy places the organism in Eukaryota, Metazoa, Chordata, Actinopteri, Cypriniformes, Catostomidae.
AGCUAGUCUCAAAGGCACCAUCCUCCUCAGGCAAACUCUAACAGUUUUCUGUAGUUUCCUCUUUGCUUUUAUCUCAUCUCUCCAUCCAUCGACCAUGUCGGCCUCCGUCCGCACAUCGUCCUCCAUGGGUCCCAAGACCAUGACAUCUAGGUCCAUAGUUUCUCAGAGUCGCAGUUGUAUGAUUCCACAAAAAGCUCACAGUGUGUAUGGCGGUAGUUUCGGAGGAAGCACCCGUAUCUCUUCUGCCUCCAGAAUUGGAGGAGGUGGAGGAUUCGGAGGAUAUGGAGGCUAUGGUGGAGGAUACGGAGGAGGAUUUGGAGCAGGAAUGGUUGGAGGCAGCUAUGGAGGGGAUAGUAACUUGAUCCAGCUGAACGAGAAGGCCACCAUGCAGAACCUUAACGAUCGUUUGGCCUCCUACCUGCAGAAGGUGCAUACUCUGGAGGUUGCCAAUGCCAAGCUUGAGACCAUGAUCCGGGAGUACUAUGAGAAGAAGGGGCCGACUGCACAGAGGGACUACAGUGCCUACUGGAACACCAUCAAUGACCUGAAGGAAAAGAUUAAAAAUGCCACCAUCAACAACGCCAACAUCCUGCUGCAGAUCGACAACUCCAAGCUGGCUGCUGAUGACUUCAGAAUAAAAUAUGAGCAUGAGUUAGUGAUGCGGCAGUCUGUGGAGGCUGACAUCAGCAAUCUGCGUCGCUUGCUGGACCAGACAACCCUAACAAAGGCUGACCUGGAGAUGCAGAUCAAAGGUCUGCAAGAUGAACUGGCGUUUAUGAAGAAAAACCACCUGGAGGACUUGGCAGCAAUGAGGUCUCAGUUGACAGGCACUGUGAAUGUGGAGGUGGAUGCUGCUCCUCAGCAAGACCUCAACAAGAUUUUGGAGGAGAUUCGUUCUCAUUACGAAACCAUCAUAGACAAACACCGCAGGGAUCAGGAAGCCUGGUUUAAGGACAGGACAGUACAGUUGAACAAAGAGGUGGCCAUCAGCACAGAGACCAUAACAACCUCCAAGUCGGAGAUGUCAAAUUUGCGACACACCUUGCAGGGCCUGGAGAUUGAGCUACAGUCUCAACUCAGCAUGAAAGCAUCACUGGAGAACACAUUGGCUGACACAGAGGCUAGAUACAGUGCUAUGCUAGCAGGCUUCCAGAACCACAUCAACUCGCUGGAAGCAGAGUUGUGUCAGAUGCGGGCUAGCAUUGAGCAACAGGGAAGAGAUUACACCAUGUUGCUUGACAUCAAGAGCCGCCUGGAGCAGGAGAUCGCUACCUACAGAAGCCUCCUGGAAAAUCAGGACAUAAAGACUGAAGUACAAGGUGGAUCUACCACUGUCACCACUACCAUCUCACAGCAACGUGCAUUCAAGUAAAUGCAAAGCAGACUGCUUUUUGAGACAACAUCCAAACACAAACACACAUUAGGUUUUGAAUGAGUGUUGAGAAAUGUCAUUCGUGGUAUUGAGAACAAUAGCAAGUGCUACAAAGAAAACAAAACUGCACUUACGUUUGUGUUGUUAUGUGUGACAAAAAUCUGUCUCUGAAAAUAAAGCUGCUGCCAAAUAAUA